GUAGCAUAGGCUGCAACCGAGAGGCGCAGUUGAGUGGCGAAGAAGUUGGUUUCAUACGCGCAACCGAGUUGGUAUACUGUCUACCUUGUUCAUUCCGUACCUCGUCCAAGAGUUUUACCCUUUGCUUGAAUCAUGGACCACGUUAUCCCAGGCAGAGGCCUCAAAGAGAAGAACGAGAAUCUGGAGAAGGCUAUCACAAACGGGGUCCUCAAAGAGAAGUACGAGAAACUGGAGAAGGUCGGAGAGGGUCGUUUCGGAGUCGUCUAUAAAGCUUUGAAUCUGAGGACGAGAGAACUGGUGGCCAUGAAGAGUAUCAGAAUGGAGAUGCUCCCAGCCAAUGCCGGAAUGCCGGUCUUUAUCAUGAGAGAGCUGUCCAUUCUACGAGGAUUGAAGCAUGCUAACAUUGUGCGCUUGUAUGAAGUAUUCCACAACAAAAAUCAGCUCUAUCUGGUUUUCGAAUACAUGGAUUGUGACCUCGCCGGUUACAUGAGGACGUGCUUCAACCGUCUCACGCCCUUUGUGAUCAAAACCUUCAUGUAUCAGAUCCUCCUGGGAGUUCAUUACUGUCAUCAAAGUAAUGUGAUGCACCGUGAUCUGAAACCGCAGAAUCUGUUGAUUGAUAGGUCUUCCUUGAGAUUGAAAAUUGCAGAUUUUGGUCUUUCUCGACGCUUUCAUCUUCCUGGUAAUCAGAACACACUGUAUGCCUUCAGCCAAGAAGUGGUGACUCUGUGGUAUAGAGCUCCCGAGCUUCUUCUUGGUACCACGGUUUACUCGACAAGUAUUGAUAUGUGGUCAGUUGGAUGUAUAUUUGCCGAAUUGGCACUCGGACGGCCUUUGUUCCUAGCAAUGUCGGAGAUCGGGAUGAUUAUGAAGAUCUUCCACAUCAUGGGAACACCAAAUGAAACAUCAUGGCCUGGAGUCAACUCACUGACUGAUUUUCAUCCACGUUUUCCCAAGUGGAAGGGCCUACGAUUGGAGGUAGAAUUACCACGUCUAGACCCUGAUGCCAUUGAUCUUCUGUACAGGAUGCUAAACAUGGAUCCGAACUUUCGCAUAACAGCUCAGGAAGCACUCAACCAUGAGUACUUUUAUGAUCUUAAUGUUGCUGAUUUUGCGGACCCGCACGAAGAUACUGAAGAGAACGAUGGCCUCAGUGGUCAUGAUAACAACGAAGUCAUAGACAGUCCAGAUUGCCUUCUGGCAGCCAUGAAGAAGCAUGUCCAUCCUUGAUUGAGUACCGUCCCAUGAUUGAUUGAGUACCGCACAAUGUACAUUACUACUCUGUAGCUCAUUGUAGAUGGAUACAGAUUCAGGAGCUCUAUAGGUCACCCACAUUGUUCUUUCAUAUUCAGUAUUUCAUCGUAGAUUGAUUCAACAUCCAGUAGCAUUCCAACUCUUGCAAAGUUUGUUCUCCAAUUUAUGGAGUGACGGUCUAGAGCUUUUGUAUAUUGAGCCGAAAUCUAGGAAUAUCACUGUGGUGAUGUGCUCACUCAGUGUAAUAUGUAUAUUUCAUUUGUAAUUCUCAUUCGAAAUUUACAUAUUAUUAUAAGAUUUA
Messenger RNA from Marchantia polymorpha subsp. ruderalis, 1555 nucleotides. NCBI's taxonomy places the organism in Eukaryota, Viridiplantae, Streptophyta, Marchantiopsida, Marchantiales, Marchantiaceae. The record is from the annotation of a GenBank genome assembly.